UAAUAGAAGUAAACACUUCUUCUAUAAACUGUGGUAAUAAGAGGAAAUAAUAAAAACAAAACGUAUUAAACCGUUAAUAAACAAAGGUUUCAGAAAUCAGGCCUUUAAAAAAAAAGUUGAAUAUAAGUUACUGUUCUGAUAUUAAAAUGUUGGGUUAUUUUAAUCAAUUAAGUGAAUCAUACUUAUUUAUAUUGCUAUAAACUAUACUGUAGCACGUUAUUUAUAUAUUACAGUUGUUGUCAUAAUGCAUAAUGAACACGUACAAGUAAAUAUGCAAAAGUAUAAUAAAAGUACUACGGAUCAGAUAUCAUACAGUUUAUUCCUCUGUAAAAUCAUAAUAAUUGCAGCAUUUGGAGGAGCGGAAACAAGCGCAGGAAAACUUUUGGUUGGCCAUCUUCUUUUACGCCACAUGUAAACAUCGGUCUGUCUGUGACGUCAUCAACGAGAACUCCGGGAGCAUUUCAGCCCCACGUGAGGUACGUUACUGCAUCUCCUUCAGAGUCUACUUUAUACUUUACUUGAGUAUUUACUCCUCAACUAGCUUCGCUAAUGCUAACAGUGAAGCUAAGGCUGGAGCUUCGCUCUUCUGUCCGUGACGUCAUGAAGAAGAAGAGGUGACCUUCCUCCCGUGGAGCUGCUGCCGGGAUGUCUCUGAGGCUGCUGUCCGUGGAGCCCUCGGACCGGGGCACCCAGAGGUGCCGGCUGGGCCCGGGCCUGAUGUCCGCGCUGGGCCUGCGGCUGGGCUCCCCGCUGCUGGUGUCGGUGCCCGGGGGCCGCUGCCUGUGCGCCGCCUGGCCGCGGGCGGACCGGGCGGAGGGCUUCUUGCAGGUGGACCUGAAGUGUUGCUCUCCCGGUCUGCUCCCUCCUGCUCGUCUCCUUCUGGGCCCGGGCCAGGGCCCGGACCCGGGCCAGGGUCUGGACCCGGGCCAGGGCCCGGACCAGGGUCUGGACCCGGGCCAGCUCCGGCCUGUGCGCUGCCCCCGGCUGAAGGCCGUGAGGGUCCUCGUGGUGAUGCACAGCGCUGCCUUCAGGAGCCGCGCUCCUCCCGGCCUCCUGCACGAGCUGCUGAAGGAGCUGCUGCGAGGCGUGCUCGUGCACGAGCACCACGUGGUGCAGCUGCUCCACGCGCAGGUCACGUGCGUCGUGGUGGAGAGCCUCGGGCCGGAGGCUGCCGGACUCGUCGGCUCCAGGACCAGCGUGGAGGUCGUGGGGGUCCAGACGCUGCAGCGCUACAGGAGUCAGCGGCGGCCCCCCGAGGCCCCCAUGGGGGGCCUGGAGGAGGCCGGCGCCUCCCUGAGGGAGAUGCUGCGGCUGCCCCGGCUCUACCCCCGCACCCUGGGCGCUCUGGGCCUGGCGUGCCCCCGGGGGGUGCUCCUCGUGGGGCCCCCCGGGGUGGGCAAGACCCUGCUGGUCCGCCGGCUGGUGGGCGAGGUGGGAGCCAGCCUGGUGGCGGUCCGAGGGCCCGAGGUGGUGGGCUCGCGGCCCGGCGAGAGCGAGGAGCGGCUGCGCGGCGUGUUCCGGCGUGCGCGCUCUGCGGCCGAAGACGGGCCGUGCGUUCUGUUCCUGGACGAGCUGGACUCGCUGUGCCCGCGGAGGACCGGCUCGGCGGCGCCGGAGAGCCGGCUGGUGGCCCAGCUGCUCGCCCUGAUGGACGGGCUCCGGCAGGCGGACCGCUUCCUCGUCGUCGGCGCCACCAACCGGCCGGACGCCGUGGACGCGGCGCUGCGCCGGCCGGGCAGAUUUGACCGAGAGGUCAUCAUCGGGGCCCCCACCGCGCAGCAGAGGAGCGCCAUCCUGUCGGCGCUGUGCGCCCCGAUGCCCGUGUGUCCCGCGGUGGACGUGGCCGAGCUGGCCCGGAGGACGGCCGGCUACGUGGGGGCGGACCUCGGCGCCCUGUGCAGAGAGGCCGCCAUGCUCGCCAUACGAGGACGCGCUCAGGGUUCAGGCCGGCGGGCGGUCGGCGUGGAGCACUUCCUCGGGGCCCUGCGGGCCGUGCGGCCCUCCUGCCUGCGCGGCAGCCUGGGCCGGACGGAGCUGAGCCCCGCCUCCUGGGAGCAGAUCGGAGGCCUGGACGAGGUCAAGCUGCGACUCCGACAGAGCCUGGAGUGGCCGCUGCUGCACCCCGAGGCCUUCGUGCGCCUGGGCCUGCGGCGGCCGCGCGGCGUGCUGCUCUACGGACCUCCGGGCUGCGCCAAGACCACGCUCGUCAAGGCCGCCGCCGGCUCCGCCCACUGCGCCUUCCUGUCCGUCGGCGGCGCCGACCUCUACUCUCCGUACGUGGGGGACUCCGAGAAGGCUUUGGCGCAGCUGUUCCGACAGGCCCGGGCCUGCGCCCCCUGCAUCCUGUUCCUGGAUGAGAUCGACUCUCUGAUUGGCUCGCGGUCAGGCGGCCAGACGCCCAGCAGCGUGCAGACGCGCCUCCUGUCGGUGCUCCUGAACGAGAUGGACGGGGUCGGCCUGAAGACGCUGGAGAGGAGAGCGGAGGAGGAGGAGCAGACGGACCGCCAGGACGUCUGCAGCCGGGGCGUGAUGCUGGUCGCCGCCACGAACCGGCCGGACUGCUUAGACCACGCCCUCCUCCGACCCGGCAGGCUGGACCACAUCAUCUACGUCCCGCCCCCGGACCGCCAGCCGUGUGUCCAGGCCCGUGUCUGCAUCCUGAAGCUGACCACCAGGUCGAUGCCCGUGGCUGCCGACGUGCGUCUGGAGCAGCUGGCUGCGCAGACGGAGCUCUACUCCGGAGCCGACCUGGAGAAGCUCUGCAAAGAGGCGGCGCUGCUGGCGCUGCAGGAGGACAUGGAGGCGUCCAGCAUCAAGCAUGCAGACUUCCUCCGCGCCCUCGGCUUCAUGAGCCCCUCCCUCACGGCCCAGCAGGUCGCAGCCUAUCACACGCCUCCCAUGUGACCACCGAGCCUGUCAAAUAAAAUAAGUCAAAGUUCA
Molecule: messenger RNA, 2940 nt
Organism: Pseudoliparis swirei
Lineage: Eukaryota; Metazoa; Chordata; Actinopteri; Perciformes; Liparidae
Gene: afg2b
Product: AFG2 AAA ATPase homolog B
Exons: 10
Coding region: 646-2904 (752 amino acids)
Molecular function (GO): ATP hydrolysis activity; ATP binding
Source: RefSeq, a predicted model, not a curated record